GGAACCGGAAACGGGAUGGGGAGCUGGACCAGGCUAGGGUGAGAAAAUAGGUUUAUCAAGCUGUUGUGUCAACCUUGAGUUCUCAUCUUGGAGAAGAGGUCACAGAUGACCCAGGCAGAAAGUUGAGAGGAAGGAAUGACAAUGGUUCUUGUCGCAUGGGAGAUGCAGAUAUGAUGGCCACAGACCCAGAGCCUGGAAAACAAGCAGAGUGCAGAGUGGGCAGCUGAGCCUUGAGUGAACUCAGGAUAUAGAAGUGGAGAGGGAUCCAUCAGGAGUGCCUCCUUGGUGACAGCGGCAUGGCCAUAGGCCCCAGGCUUUCCUGCUGGGGUCCAUCCAUGAGCCUGCAGGUGCCCUGAUGGAGCCCCAGCCCUGCCCUGGAAGCUUGGCUGAGAGCUUCCUGGAGGAGGAGCUUCGGCUCAGUGCUGAGCUGAGCCAGCUGCAGUUUUCGGAGUCUGUGGGUGUCAUCUACAAUCCCUUGGAGUAUGCAUGGGAGCCACAUCGCAACUACGUGACUCGCUACUGCCAGGGCCCCAAGGAAGUGCUCUUCCUGGGCAUGAACCCUGGACCUUUCGGCAUGGCCCAGACUGGGGUGCCCUUUGGGGAAGUAAGCAUGGUCCGGGACUGGUUGGGCAUUGGGGGGCCUGUGCUGACCCCUUCCCAAGAGCAUCCUAAACGACCAGUGCUGGGACUGGAGUGUCCACAGUCAGAAGUGAGUGGUGCCCGAUUCUGGGGCUUUUUCCGGAACCUCUGUGGACAGCCUGAGGUCUUCUUCCAUCACUGUUUUGUCCACAAUCUAUGCCCUCUGCUUUUCCUGGCUCCCAGCGGGCGCAACCUCACCCCUGCUGAGCUGCCUGCCAAGCAGCGAGAACAGCUUCUUCGGAUCUGUGAUGCAGCCCUCUGCCGGCAGGUGCAGCUGCUGGGGGUGCGGCUGGUGGUGGGCGUUGGGCGACUGGCAGAGCAGCGGGCACGACGGGCUCUGGCAGGCUUGAUGCCAGAGGUCCAGGUGGAAGGGCUCCUGCAUCCCUCUCCCCGUAACCCACAGGCCAACAAGGGCUGGGAGGCAGUGGCCAAGGAAAGAUUGAAUGAGCUGGGGCUGAUGCCACUGCUGUUGAAAUGAGUGCCCCUGGGGCCUUGUAUGGGACACAUUCAAGACCUCGAAGUCACUCUUGGCCGCACAGAUGACAACACAUCUCCUGGACUGGAGCAAAAGGUCCUUCUGUGCUCCCUGGUCGCUGGGAAAUGUAUUCUUUGAUCUGUUGAACUGUCUUCCAACCUGCUGUGGCAGUUUUGACACUACUCCUGUUUGCCCUCCUGAUUCCUGCUUUCUUUACCUUUGAACAUUGCCCCUUUCAGGGGACCCCACUUUGUAGGGAAUCCGCAGAAGGUGUGCUUUUGCACUUGCAGACUGCUCUACCUCAGUGUUUCCUCGGGACACCAUUCAGCUGAGAGUGCCCUAGACAGUAACUUCCAAGGUCACAUUUACUAUUUCCAUGGAAGCACCUUGCCAGGAUACCUACCCAUCCUUAUAGAACAGCCACCUUCAGCUGACCCCUUUCCUCACAGGGACCAAGACAAAGCAUGGGACAUGAAAUUAAGAGUGAACUUCUUAUGGGAGGCUGCAGCUGAAUUAGAGGAAAAAUGCAGUGUGGCAGAGUGAAAGUCAGAAGACCUAGCUUUUCAUCCCAGCUUUGAGACUUGGAACUUUUUUUUUUUUUUUUUUUUGAGGCGGAGUCUGGCUCUGUCGCCCGGACUGGAGU
Messenger RNA from Rhinopithecus roxellana (golden snub-nosed monkey), 1757 nucleotides. It is a transcript of the gene SMUG1, whose product is annotated as single-strand-selective monofunctional uracil-DNA glycosylase 1. Bases 356 to 1117 code for a protein of 253 amino acids. NCBI's taxonomy places the organism in Eukaryota, Metazoa, Chordata, Mammalia, Primates, Cercopithecidae. The transcript is spliced from 4 exons. Gene Ontology annotation, molecular function: single-strand selective uracil DNA N-glycosylase activity; oxidized pyrimidine nucleobase lesion DNA N-glycosylase activity. Gene Ontology annotation, biological process: base-excision repair. The record is from RefSeq and is a predicted model, not a curated record.